Portunus trituberculatus (swimming crab) is the source of this 3177-nucleotide messenger RNA. Its product is annotated as 1-acyl-sn-glycerol-3-phosphate acyltransferase epsilon-like. The transcript is spliced from 9 exons. Gene Ontology annotation, molecular function: acyltransferase activity. Bases 221 to 1393 code for a protein of 390 amino acids. Gene Ontology annotation, cellular component: endomembrane system; mitochondrion. The record is from RefSeq and is a predicted model, not a curated record. NCBI's taxonomy places the organism in Eukaryota, Metazoa, Arthropoda, Malacostraca, Decapoda, Portunidae.
ACACACAAGUUCACAUAAGACGAGUGAGGAAAAGUUAAUUAAUUAUUUGCACGUUAUGGAAGUAGUUAUAGGUGGCAGGAUAUGUUGAGUGCUGGAUGAUGCUAAAAAGUAAAAAUGCUGAAGUGAUUGUCCUUCUACCGAGAUGAACCAGACGUGAGAUGUCAGAGCAGACGACGGUUUCUUAGGCUCAAAACUUAAAUCAAGUUAAUACUCCGUUACAAUGGGAGUCGUUGGCUGUGUGAGGUAUGCAUUAGGAUCUGUAAUGAUGGUGGGUGUGGCUCCAGAGUACCUUGGAGUCUGGUUAGUGUGGCGUGGGAUGAGCCUCGCCCUUCCUCCUUGGGUGUACCAAUGGGGUGAUGAUAAGCUCUACUCCCUCUACCAACGCCUUGUUCUCUUCUUCUUUGAAACUUGCACCAGAGUUGAGGUGGUGAUGUAUGGUGAUGCUGAUGAAGCACUAAAGAAGAAGGAGAGUGUACUGUACCUUGCUAACCACCAGUCAACAGUGGACUGGUUGGUAGCAGACAUGGUAGCUCUGAGGGGUGGAUCCCUGGGUCACUUGCGCUAUGUAAUGAAGGACACCUUGCAGCUCAUGCCCCUCUAUGGCCACUACUUUUAUGCUCAUGGCUGCAUCUAUGUCAAACGAGGAAACUUUAACCAGAGGAAGAUGAUUGCUUCUCUUGACUAUCUCAGAAAUCCUAAUAUACCGACUUGGCUCAUUAUCUUCCCUGAAGGGACUCGAUACUACCCUGGUACACCCAAGGUGAUCCAGAGUUCUGAACAAUUUGCCAGAGACCACAAUCUCCAGAUUGAAUGCAAGCGGAACACUGAUACAUCCGAUGUGGGGGGAAGAGCGGGCCAGGGUGCUGCAGUUCAAAGUCUAGUACUUAAGCAUCACCUAGUGCCAAAAGUGAAGGGAACUUGGUUAGUGACCAAGCAUCUACAUGACAAGUUUGAUGCUCUGUAUGAUGUAUCUGUAUUUUAUGAAGGAACCGUUGAUCAGUCAGGAGUAAGAGGCAAUGCACCACAACUUAUAGAAUUUCUGUUGGGAAAGUGUAAAAGGGUUCACAUUCACAUACGGCGCAUCCCUAUGACUGAAGUGCCACAAGAGGAGGAAAGUCUUAGAGUCUGGCUACAUGGCUUGUAUGCUGAAAAAGAUAAACUAGCAGAGAACUUCUUUUCCAAGGAUGCAACACAGAGGGCUACUGUGCAGAAGACACUUGGAGGAAGAGUUUCCCAUUUGGGGCUUUGGUCUACCCUUUCUUCCUUCAUAUUUUUUACAGCCUUGUCAGUGCCCUUUUUGUGCACAAAGAUGGGACAUCAACUCUACCUUCAUCUACUUAUGUAUGGCACAAUGGGUUCCUAUGCCUGGUUGGCCAUACGCUCUGUUUGCUAGUGCCAUCAGGAGUAAUAGUGAUAUGCACAAAUUGGAUCUUGACCUCAGUGUACUUAUGGCUGUCAAAGGAAUGAUUGGCUGGUUGGUGCUAUGUAGGAUCACAUAUUUUAUUACCUUUUAUAGCUGAACAUGCUUUACUAGAGGCAGACAAAUUAGGUAUGUUUUUUCCCUUGAUAUGGGUAAAUAAAUAACUGCAUAUAGUCAGAAAUAACGGUUUUCAUAGUAACUGAAUGCAUUGGAAAUGUCAACAGUGAUUUUGGUAUUUAUAUUUUGUUCCAAAGUAGAGCCAAAAUGACCUGCAGUGCAGGCUCUUAUUUGGGAAUGAGAAAUCAAUGCAGUAUAAUAAAAUGCCUACUAGUAAAGUCAGUGAAUAUAAAUUUGAUAUAUAAAACCUUAAAACAAAAUUAGUGUGUAAGGACUGCAGCUGUGUAUGGAAUUCUGUAGGUAAAACAAAUAUUUUUUGUAUAUUAAUGUUGGUCGUAUUUUUUUCCAUCUUUUAGUCACUUUUCACUUCAUGUUGGAACUUUUUAGCAUUUUAGUGAAAAAUUCAUUUAUCUCUUUCAGUAGUUGGCUACUGCUAGUUAUAUAUGUAGAUGUUAGAUAAAAGGAGACAUACUUCUGAAAUCAGUUAGUUGAUAUCUUUUGUCUUACACAAUCUUGUUAUGAAGUUGAUAUCUUUUGUCGUACACAAUCUUGUUAUGAAGUUGAUAUCUUUUGUCGUACACAAUCUUGUUAUGAAGAAAAACAAACCAAGGAACAUUGAAUUUGUUUAGAUAUUUAACAUGAGAACCUUUCAUAAAAAUGAUACUCACUUUACAUUUACCAUUAGUGUACAAUGAAGUUAAUGGAGUGAGAAUGGAAGUGCACCAAACUGACAGAUGAUAAUCCUAUGCAACUUGUAAGCUAAGCACAAGUGGAUGUAAACUGUGGAAGGGUACAUUUCUCAACUCUAACAAGGGUUGUCAUCAAUAACAAAAAGGCCAAGCAUCUAACCAUCAUACCUCCAGCUAUUAAGAUGCACUUUCUAUUCAUGAACUAGAAGUCAUAUGUUUGUACUUUAUGUGCUGUUGCUAUCUGAUUUUUUUUUUUUUUUUUUUUCUCUCCCCCCAACAUGUUACUUUACCAGACGAGCUGAUAUUAUUUGUGAUGAUAAUUUCUUAUUAAACUGUUUUCCUGCAUAAAUUUGAUUGCAUUUUAGCAAGGAACAAAUGUUAGAUAUUUUUAUUGUUACUCAUAAUUCAAUACUAUGUAUUCACUGAGAAUGGUAAUGAAGGCAUUAGAGUUCCUGUUUGGCUUUGAUCUUAAUGCUGAUAUUGGGACUCUUGUUUAAAUCUUAACUAUACAGGAAGUGGUGCAUUUACUUUCACACUCAGAAGUAAUAUUGUUUGUGUUACCUUUCAUUCAAAAUUUGACACAUGGCAGUCUUUGAGAUCUGUUGAAAUAUCAUAUCUUACAAUGAGUGUCACUAUUUAAGGAAUUUGUGAUGUAAUUAACAACAUAAAUUCCAGAAUGUAAUUACUACUCAUAAGAAAACAAUAAUCCCAUUGUAUUGUCUUGUGAAGAGGUGUCAGAAUGAUAAAGAAAAAUUAUAAUAACCAGUAAAGUAAGGUUAAAGUAAAAUAUUUUCAUGAAAAUUUCAAAUGAGGCUGUUAUUGCAAGAGGGGGAUAACCCUCAUGGCCCUACUUUCGAGAAAAUACGCUUUAAAGUUAGCCACUUGUUACGCAUGGAAGGAAGGGCAUACUAUGCUAUUAUCAUACAUCAAAAUAAAGGUCUCGAAGAGUUC